Messenger RNA from Naegleria gruberi, 1833 nucleotides. RefSeq lists its product as uncharacterized. Gene Ontology annotation, molecular function: zinc ion binding. The transcript has a single exon. Lineage: Eukaryota; Heterolobosea; Eutetramitea; Acrasida; Naegleriidae. Bases 1 to 1821 code for a protein of 606 amino acids. The record is from RefSeq and is a predicted model, not a curated record.
AUGCCAUCAACACAACCACGUAAAUCAGUGUCAUUUACAUUGGAAGAUGAAUUUACCUUUGAGGAUGAUGAACCUAAAACAUCCGUUAAUAAUAAUUUUUCAUCAUUUUAUGAUGAUGAUUUAUCGGAUGGAAAUCGUUCACCUGUAUUGACAAACAACAGUACAAUUGCACCACCUUCUCCAGAACUUGAUUUUGAUGAGGAUCUAGAUAAUAUGUCUGAUUAUAACUAUGAAAACAAACAGUAUGAGGAAAACUUGUCACAAUCACUCUCUGAUAUUUUGGAAAAUGAUGAAAAACAAGUUAAAACUGAAAUAGACGAGUUAUUUGAUGAAUAUGAAAAAGAGCAGGAAGAAGAAGAAGAAGUAUCAGUUAAAUCACCAAUUCUUUCAAUUAGAUUUACUGCUCAACCAACUCAAUAUACUGUUUCUUCACCUACUGUUUCUAGCCCUGGCUUAAGUCAAUAUCAAAAAGAACAAAGAAAUAUUUAUCAAUACGAUGAUAUUAAUCAAUUGUCAGUACCUAGUCAACAAUCACCAAAAAUCAGUCAACCAGUUGUUGAAAUUGUACAAAAUUCAACAAUGCAAGAUGAUAACGAGGAAGAAAGUGCCUUUCACAAACUAGAUCCUUCUGUAAAAUGUAACCCAGAAAAUAUUCCUACUACCAAUUGUACAGAGAAUAAUUCACCUAAGUCACCUAUUAUUGUUGGUGAACAAAAGACAGUUCCCCAACCAUCACAACAACAACAACUCCCUCAAUCAAACCAACAACAAACAGUAAUUCCAGAUUCUCAAGAAAUAGAUAUUGAUUUUUCUCAAUUAGAAGAAGCUUUAAAUCAACCAGAAACUCCUAAUGUAAAUAAUUCUACAAUUGAAGAGGAAGUUCCAAAAUCAUCUCCUAUUGAAAUUCUAAGAUCUAAAAUUCCAUCAUCUCCUCAAAAAAAGAAACCACUCAAGCUAGUUCAAUCAUACAAAGAUGAAAUUGUAUGCACUCCAGAAUUUUUACCAAAUCCAUCCAAUAUGGACGAAAUUGAGAAUUCUGAAAAUUCUCAAAUGGAACUUGUAAAAUUGGAUCCAAGACCUUCUAGUCCUUCAAAACCAUUAUCAUGGAGAGAAGCUAUUUAUAAGAAUAGACAUGCAAUUUCUCCUCAAAAAGUUACACAACCAGAAAAAGAAUUAGUUGCAAUCAAAGAUUAUUUUGGUCUCACAACUUUCCAAAGAGGUAAUAAUUAUUCUGGUGAAGAAAGAAUUUUUGAAAUGACAGCAGAAUUAUUGGAAGUACAAGAAGGUGAUGAAUUAACAUUUCUCUCGUCUAAAUGUUGGGGAACAGUGGAAGUUCCAUAUCAACAAAGUAUUGUUUUUGAAGAACAAACCAUGUCAAUUAGAAAAUGUGUUUGUUCAUGUCCAGUUGAAACAAAUUGUAAACAUUCAUGUGCAGCAUUAAUUACUUGGUUUAAUUGUAAAAAGAAAUCAAUUCCAUAUCCAACAUUAGAUUCUGUUGGAAAGAGAUUAGAGGAAACAAUGAGUGAAAUGAAUAGAUUAAGACAAGAAUUGGAAUCUUUAAAGAAGGAAAAUGAAAUUUUGAAAAGUUCAGCAAAUUCUGAUUACAGUUCAGGAAGUGAGGAUUUCGACAUGAAAGACGCUUCAACUCCAACCAAAAAUCAUUCUGGAUUUAUUUCUUCAAAUAACUUUGUGACACCAACAAGAGACCCUUCGCUUUUACCAUCUUUUAUCAGUCCUUCACCUGCAUCUGUUGAUAAUUCAUCCCUGAAAAGAAAGAGAACAGAUUUUUCCUUAGAUCCAAAUAAUAAAAAGAUCAAAUAACAAUUUUAAUCC